CGCUUUGACGGCUGAGACUGAAAGUUCCUGGUUUGCACAUGAACGCGUCACGAUACGAUGCGCGGUUCCUUUAAACAUCAAGCCCCGCCUAUUUGUGAUGAGCCGCGUCAUCACAAAUCUCAAACAAACAUGGCGCCGCGCUGCUCCUGCACGGCUCUGCUGGCAGUUUCCCUGACGGUUUUGGCGCUUUUAGCGGGACUUUUGGCGCCACACUCGGCUGUGAGGUGGCCCGCGGUGUCUCUGGCGGUCGCUGCCGCGCUGCUGCCGCUGUGGGGCCGCAGCCUACGGCGGCGGGACGACGGGACCUCCCGGCGGGUCUGCGUGCUGGUGCUGGGGGACAUCGGGCGCAGUCCUCGGAUGCAGUAUCACGCUUUAUCCCUGAGUAAACACGGGUACCAUGUGACCUUCGUGGGGUUUUCAGAAACCAAACCUCAUCAAGACGUGCUGAGCGAGGAGAAAAUCACCAUAGUGCCCAUCGCAGAGCUGAAAGGUGUCCGAGUCGGACCGAAAGUGGUCUCGUAUGUGACGAAGGUGACUGUUCAGUCCCUGCAGCUGCUCCGUGUCCUGCUGACGAUGGAGCUGCAGGCGCAUGUUCUGAUGCAGAAUCCUCCUGGGCUGCCCAGCAUCGCAGUGACCUGGUUCGUGUGUUUGCUGCGUGGCAGCAGAUUCAUCAUCGACUGGCACAACUACGGCUACACCAUCAUGGCGCUGAGCCACGGCCCGGCACACCCCAUAGUCCGACUGGCAAAGUGGUACGAGCGCUUCUUUGGCCCUCUGGCGUCUCACAACUUGUGCGUCACCAACGCCAUGAAGGACGACUUGCAGAAAAACUGGGGCAUCAAGGCGACGACUCUGUACGACCGGCCGGCCUCCAUCUUCAGAGAGACUCCGCUGAAGCUGCAGCACGAGCUCUUCGUGAGGCUCGCCGCCGUUUAUCCUCAGUUCAGACACGCGGGGUCUGAGGCGGAGAGGACCAUCUUCUCAGUUCGUGACCCCGCUGACGGCACCGUGACCCUGAGGGCGGAGCGACCAGCGCUGCUGCUCAGCAGCACCAGCUGGACAGAGGACGAAGAUUUCUCCAUCCUGCUGACGGCCCUCGAAGAGUACGAAGGUUUCAUUAGGGGAGGAGCUUCCUUACCACCUUUACUCUGCGUGAUCACAGGUAGUCCAGCUCGCUGCUUACAGAUUAGAAGAUUUUCCUUUAUUCAGAACAUGUUUCCACUCUGUGUGUUUUUGUGCGUUUGUGCAGGUAAGGGUCCUCAGAAGGAACACUACAUGAAGCUCAUAGACUCCCUGCACCUGGAGCACGUGGAGAUCUGCACCCCCUGGUUGGAGGCAGAAGAUUACCCUCUGCUUUUAGGCUCAGCAGACCUGGGUGUUUGUCUCCACAAGUCGUCCAGCGGUCUGGAUCUGCCCAUGAAGGUGGUGGACAUGUUCGGCUGCUGCCUCCCCGUCUGUGCCGUCCACUUCAACUGCUUGGAUGAGCUGGUGAAGCACGAGGAGAACGGGCUGAUCUUCAAAGACUCUGCAGAGCUCGCCGAGCAGCUGAAGACUCUCCUGUCAGACUUUCCCAGUUCAGACGGCAAACUGGGAACCUUCAGGAGGAACCUCCGCUCCAGCAGGGGGCAGCGCUGGGAUGACAACUGGGACCAGAACAUCCUGCCUCUAAUCACUGCUCUGAGAUAACCUUGG
Messenger RNA from Haplochromis burtoni (Burton's mouthbrooder), 1692 nucleotides. RefSeq names its product ALG1 chitobiosyldiphosphodolichol beta-mannosyltransferase (gene alg1). Gene Ontology annotation, cellular component: endoplasmic reticulum. Gene Ontology annotation, molecular function: mannosyltransferase activity. The transcript is spliced from 12 exons. The record is from RefSeq and is a predicted model, not a curated record. Bases 58 to 1686 code for a protein of 542 amino acids. Lineage: Eukaryota; Metazoa; Chordata; Actinopteri; Cichliformes; Cichlidae.